ACUAGUAAAAGGAAUGCUUCGAUAUACCAUUAUUCAUUCCAAGUCAGUUACCUGAUUACGACGCCGGCUGCUUCUCAAACAUAUGUCAGUGGGGCGAAGGAAUCGUGUUUCACGAUCUUUACUACACAUGGAGGUUUAGCUACAGCCACAGCUCGCAUGUUUCUAGAUUUUGAUGUCCGCAACAGAAGAAACCGCCGCGAAAUGUGGACGCUGGCGUUCUAGGAUGUCGUGGAGGGAAUUUCUCGCACAAAAAUGCAGGAUAAAGAAUGAGUUAAUCAGGCUCUUUCUUGCCGAGUUUCUGGGCACUUGGAUUCUGAUGACGUUUGGUAAUGGCUCUGUGGCACAGUCAGUAUUGACAGCAGAAUCCGCAGGGACGUUCCUCUCUGUCAACUGGGCCUACGGCUUCGGAGUGAUGUUUGGUGUAUACGCAUCUUUCAAUGUGUCAGGAGGCCAUAUAAACCCAGCUGUCACCUUAGCAAUGGCGAUGCUCGGCCGGUUACAGUGGCGAAAGGUUCCCGUCUAUAUUGUAGGCCAGUUCCUCGGCACCAUCGCCUCUUCAGCUGUCGUUUAUGGAGUUUACUACGAUGCCCUGAACAACUUUGAUGGUGGAAACAGGACGGUGGUUGGGCCCACUGCCACAGCCGGUAUAUUCGCUACCUAUCCAAAGGAGUAUGUGUCAACGUGGACGGGCCUGGGCGAUCAGAUCGUCGGGACAGCUUUGCUGCUGAUGUGCGUUUGUGCUGUGGUGGACAAGUUAAACGCUGACCCUCAGCAGGGGUUGAUUCCCCUUGUGAUCGGCAUGAUCGUCGUGGCCAUCGGGUUGGCAUUUGGGUCAAACUGUGGCUACGCCAUCAACCCCGCCAGAGAUCUCGGACCUAGGAUAUUUACAGCACUAGCUGGAUGGGGCGGUGCUGUUUUCAGCUUCCGGGGUUACAACUGGUUCUGGGUGCCAGUAGUAGGACCUAUCGUCGGUGCUAUCCUGGGAGCUCUGACCUACCAGAUCAUGGUGGGCAUCCACUGGCCUGAUCAGGUCUCGUACAUGGUGGAACAGCAUCCCGGGCAAGGCCACGUCAAUGUGGGUUUGUCAAUGCAAGAGGAGGGGAAACGAAAUUGACAAAGUUCCAACGUUCAGACGAUCCAAAUGAUGAAAUGACCGACCCGGUCCCUGGUAGCACAAUCAAUCUGGUUAGCAAUCAGUAGCAAGAUAGCAUCUGAUAAAGAACGAAACCUAAUGAGAAAUGCCUACUGAUUUCAUUCAAUCAAAGGCAGGGACUCCAGUGAAGGAGUGAACUCUGUUGAUGAAACAUUAUAAUCGAGAUUCAACAACUACGGUAUCUACUGGUAUCACAUGUGGUACUGUACAGAGGCAUGAUCCGAGUAUAUCACGGUCUUUCUGUAGUCCUGGUUUAUCGAGCUUCUACAAUGACGUUUGUGAUGUAAAUCUCCACUUUUGUAAUUAUUGUCAAUUAGUUAUGUGCUCAUGUGUAAAAUCAGUCCACAACGGCUUCUGAUUAUCUAUGUCUUGGGCUCUCCAGUAACAGUGUACAACUGUACCCAUGCUCAUCAAAGAGUGAACCUAGAAUGGCUCAGAAUUCCUCAACCCGUUUAUUUGUCAAUCUACAGCUCUUGUUUAUCGAAGCUCUUUCUUGGGCCCGUUUAUUCAGGGGGUACGAACCAAGGAGAGGGCAUGCGUAAAUAUGAGGACCAUUUUUGCUCACGUACAUGUGGAGGAAUUGCAAAGAUGAUUUGAGCAUUUUUAUUGGACAUAUAACGUAUCACUUAGUAUGAAAAAGAUUAGAAGGUUGGAAUUAAUAGUAUACUGAUUUCGAACUUCACAUUUGUAAGAUUAUUGAAUCGCAUUUUUUAGAAAGGUUUACAAAUAACCUCAACAUUUGUGCACCAAACAUCUGGAAUCAGGAUUAAAACACAUCCAACUGUCUUUCACAAACAACAACAGAUACCAUACUGAUGCUGUCGAGAAAACAAUUCAACGUACCAUCGUGACAGGAGAGACAAACGGGGUGCAGUGUACAAGUUGGACUGCUCCUGCCGACAGAGCUGUAUUGAGGCAACAUGCAGACCACACGCUGAACGCCUGGUAGAACACCAAAAGGACCCACAAACAGCCCACAAACACUCAAGAACGAACAUAGAACAUUCAAUCAAUUGGGAUGAUGUCAUUAUACUAAUCAUGCGGUUAAAAGACGGAGAAAACUAACCGAGGCUCAACAGACCAAGAAACCCUCCCUGAAGAGAGACAAUGGCCUUGUUCAUGCCAACGGCUUACGCUACCUAUUAGCAUUCAAUAGAGCUGUUCUGUGGUGUGUGAAUUACUAAUCCCUUCUUGGUGGAGCACAUCACAUGUCUAUACUUGGAUGAAUUGUGCACGUCUGACCACUUUCGUGUAACACCACUUUUGCCUUUUUCAUAUACACUCUAAUCAAUAAUGAAAUGAAAUAAAAAACGUA
Molecule: messenger RNA, 2468 nt
Organism: Lineus longissimus
Lineage: Eukaryota; Metazoa; Nemertea; Pilidiophora; Heteronemertea; Lineidae
Product: aquaporin-7-like
Exons: 8
Coding region: 173-1114 (313 amino acids)
Biological process (GO): glycerol transmembrane transport; water transport
Cellular component (GO): basolateral plasma membrane; plasma membrane
Molecular function (GO): water channel activity; glycerol channel activity
Source: RefSeq, a predicted model, not a curated record